Actinia tenebrosa (Australian red waratah sea anemone) is the source of this 1245-nucleotide messenger RNA. Its product is annotated as limbic system-associated membrane protein-like. NCBI's taxonomy places the organism in Eukaryota, Metazoa, Cnidaria, Anthozoa, Actiniaria, Actiniidae. Gene Ontology annotation, molecular function: cell adhesion molecule binding. Gene Ontology annotation, biological process: cell-cell adhesion. The record is from RefSeq and is a predicted model, not a curated record. Gene Ontology annotation, cellular component: cell-cell junction; plasma membrane.
AUGAACUGUUUUCUACUGAGCUUCAAUCUUAUUUUAAUCAUUUGCAUCGGCUUUCAAUUCAGUAUYAACUUGUCAGAUGGGUUAAAGUGGAUCUCAAAACCUUCGAACCAAAAGUUUGGACAUGUUGGAUCUACGGUUCACAUCACCUGGCAUUACGAUUGCAACCAGAAAUUUGUUGUAUCUACACUUAUUUACGACAAUAGACAGAUAGCCCAACGAAUCCCAGCUACACACAAAUAUAUUUUAACAAAGAAUGAUAUGGAUGCUCAUUUCUCUGUUAUCGGUGGAUCGAAUGUAACAAUUAUCAUCCCUGAUGUUGAAAAAGAAAAAAGUGGAUCAUAUUGCUGUGAGGUUAUGUGUAUUGGUGAACCAUCAGAAAAGGCAUGCACGAUGCUCUUCAUAUAUGCUUUGCCUCGUAUCAACUAUCUGACCUCGCACCUUUAUGGAAAACAAGGAGAUUCAAUAACAUUAAGAUGUAAUGCCUCUGGACAUCCAGCACCCAAUUAUACAUGGAUACGCAAGGAUAYGAACAGAGCAAUAGCUAAUUCCAGUGUGACGUCAUUCAGCAUUACUGGUAAAGCAUCAGGAGGAAAGUACUGCUGUCAUGUGUCAAACGGUUUUGGGGAGGAGACUAAUUGUACGUCUGUUAAAGUAACAGAAUAUCAACCAAUAAAUACAAAGCUGACAUCGGAUAUGAAAUUUGCAACAGCAAAUAAAACAUUUGAAGUAUUCUGUAAUGCAGACGCUUCUCCGCCAGCAAAUUACUCCAUCAAACAAGGAAAUWUAACAAUGGUAAAUUCGUCURAUGGUAAUGUCACAAUUACUACACCAAGUAAUGGAACGUAUCUUACUGUCAGCUGUAUUGCAAAGAACAAAUAUGGGCAAGAAAAGGCAAAAUACCUCAAAAUACCGAUCUAUCAAUCACCAACUAUAGUAGAUCAUCCAGACAAUCGAAUUACAAUGAGGAACGAUAGCAUUACACUGCAAUGCAAAGCCACAGGGACCCCAAGACCAAAUACUAUUUGGUAUGACGAAAUAAGAAAUACAACCGUUGAAGCUGCAAAUGGAACGUUACUCGUACAAAAUGAAGACUGUAAAAAUAGUAUAUCACAGUACUACUGUGUGGCAUCGAAUGUUGUUGCAAACGUCAAAAGUCCUUCAAUAACAGUAAAAGGUCAAGGUCUUUCGUUUUACAAUCAAACAUCGACGGUGCGGCAAAAUCAUUACCCAGUCGAGUCACCUUAA